AUUUUGUGAAAGAGGGAUCUGUAACGGUGAUGUCGGCGAAGGAAGAGAACCGGAUCUUUGUGGGUGGCUUAUCGAGGGAUACCUCGGAGCGGCGGCUGGAGGCGGAGUUCAGCCGGUUUGGAAAGGUCGUCGAGGCUAAAAUGUCUUCUUGGCUGCUGGGCUUGACGUGAGUACAAUCCUACUUCGUCCUUAGGUGAACGUGCAAGAUAACCAUCGAUCUUAGUUUGUCAUGCGUGGUGGCAUGAGGAUAAGUUUGUUUGUUUCUAUCUGGGUAAAUGACUUAUCUAUAGAUAAUCUCCUGGUUAAAAUCUCUCAAGCAGGAGCCUGCUCUUUGUUUUCUGGCUGAUGUGGUGCUUUCACAGUUGGAUUAUGAAAACUUGCACAUUCAACUCUCCAGUCAACUCAGAGACCUCAUGGGUUAUAUUAUCUGACUACUGUUUAUCAGUCUCAAUGUUAUGAACUAGUUUCGGAGAGAAAUCAAGAUUGAGUUGCAUGGUUAAUAUUCAAUAGAGUGUUCCAGACCAUAAGGCUUUAACUUUUAUUCAGUGGAUUGUCUGGCUGAUGGGAAAAGGCUUCUCAGGUGAUGGAUUUUAGUGAGAGUGUUCACCCAAGCAAACACUUUGAGACUAAAAGAGAAGAUUGCCAUACUAAUACCAUUUGAGUUGUUGGCAUUCCAUGUCGUGCACCAUGAGUGAAUGUUGGCUUGAAUCAAAUGCUUGAUUCUUGAUUUGACUUGUCUGCUUAUUAGUUUAGGGUAAAAUUCAUUUUUCUGCUCUUCAACGUUUCUGCUGAGAAAUCCAUGGGAAGCAGAUCACAACACCUAUCUUCUAGUCAGUGGAUUGCCUUGCUGACAAUAAAAGGCUUCUAGAGGUGUGAUUUUUGGUUUAAUAUUCACCUAAGCAAACACUUUGAGAUUAAAAGAGAAUGAUACCAUAUUGAUCAUUGAGUUGUACACCCAAUGUUCUAGACAUAUGGGAAUGCUGGCUUGACUCAAGUUCUUGAUCCAUGAUUUGAGUUGUCUAGGUAAAGUUCAUUUUCUGCUCUUCACUGUGUCUGCUGAGAAAUCCACUGGAAGUGUGUUCUGUUGUUGAUUUUGAAUCUCUUUAGCUUCUCUGAGGGAUGCUUGAAAGAUCUUUAACAGACUCAUCAAUUCAAUUCAGAAUAAGCUUUCCCAGGGCUUCUGGCUCAUCAAACUCUGUGUUAAGUGAGUUGCAGAUUUCACACGUUAUCACCUCUUCAGUAAGCAGAAGGAUUGCAACCACUUCUUGCUUGUUAUUGCCUUUGUUUAAAAUUUUUUGUGUCAAUAUUUGAGGUUUUAGAGUGUCACUCUAAAUGGAGACGGUUUUCUAGAAGGAUGUAUAGGCAUGUGAGAAUGGACAUUACUUCAAAGGUGAAAAUUGUGCUUGGGUGCAAACCAUUAAGCAGAAAUGAGUGUCACUGUAGCUGGAAAAUGUGUAGAAAGCGGAAGGAAAUAUUUUUUAAUUGGGCAUUUCUUUCUGAACAAAUUGGAUCAUUUCAGCAACUUGACUUUGACAGAGAACAACAAAGUAACCAACAGUAACAUCAAAACCAGCAGAAGGUCCCUAAUUGACAGUUGCUGAAUUGUAAAAUUUUUCAGAAAAAGAAGCUGCUCCCUUUUCUUGCAAUUUUACUCUUGAAUCUCAGGUUAUUAUAUCGUCAUUACCCAAUCAGGGAAAGCUACUACUCCAUACCAUCCUUAUCUUGAUUUCCUCAUCUUCUGCAUCAAAUUGCGCUUUUUAUAAGAUCUCCAUCCCUUUCUUUUGAAAGUUGGCCUUUCAGCUGCUUUUUUCUUAAAGCAAAAUAUGUGGUUAAUUUUGUUUAGGUUUGUCGCCAGAUACAUGUAGUUAGAUGCUUACUUUAACUUUCUUAAAAUUUUGUUCAUAAGAACCAGUAAUGAAUGAUACGGGAUAUCAGAGUGAUAGUACUAGCAUUAGUGUUAUCAUGUUGCUUGCUGUUCCUUUGACUAUUGGUGUGUGUUUCGGGGAUCCUUGGAUGCAAAAGUUGUUUUUGGAUUCAUAUUGUCGCUUGAGUUAUCUCAAUUCAAGCUUCUUCCUAGCCUUUUCAGAGUUCUUAAUGUGGUUCUGGAACUGGCCAACUCUUCAUGCUCUAGAUUUUUUGAUUCUCAUCAACUGCUCACUUGACUGUUGUCUCUGAGCUUAAGAUUUUGACUGUUGUGCAAUCUGCAUAUUUGAAUCAGAUGAGAUUUUUAUGGCAAUUUAGUUGUGGUAGUUGUUGCAGUGUUUUGUUUUAUUCACCGUCUAGGAAAAUCUGAUUUGAAGGUGGUAUUGAAGAGUUGCUUAUUUUGUUCUUAAGGAAACACCAGCUUAAGAUUGAAACAGUACGAGAGUCCAAGCAUAAACUCAAUUGUUUACAUCAUCUGAUCCAUCAAGGUCAUCGAACUGUUUAUUGUGCUUUGUUGAGCCUGUUUCAUUGGGUUGCAUUGCCCUGAAAGUGAGCAUUGUUACUGGUUGUAAGAUGAAGAGUCAGCAAGGUUUUGUAUUAUCAGAUGUCUAUAUUGGAUGGUAAAACCGUCAUACGUGGGUUUUUCUUUAAUCACAAUAGGCUGUGGGUUCUUUCACACACAAACAAAAAUGCAGUGAAAUGUCUGAAUAUAUCACAUUGUUAAUUGACAAAUGAGGUGAUUGAUCUUCAUCAGUAUCACUUCAUUAUCAGGUUAUGGUUGAGAGAGAUACUGGCCGCUCUCGUGGGUUUGGAUUUGUGACAUUUUCUGAUGCACGUGCAGCUGAGGUCUCUAUUAGCCAGAUGCAUGAAUGCGAGCUGGAUGGACGUGUCAUUUCAGUGAACAAGGCUGAGCCUAAAAUGAACACAGAUAACACUCGCUAUGAUGGUGGUGGGUACAAGUCCUAUGGUAGGGGAGGCUAUCAUGGUGUUGAUGGACCCCCACCUGCAGGGCGUUCUGAUGAAUGCUUUAAGUGUGGUCGUCUUGGACACUGGGCGCGUGAGUGCACAUCUGCUGGAGGAGGUAAUGAUGGUCGAUUUUCCUCUCGCUCCAAAUUUGGAGGUGAUGGGCGAGGGGGACAUGAUCACAAUGAUCGUUUCAUUGAUGAUCGCUAUGAUGGUGGCUACUAUGGUGACCGAGACCAUAUAGACAGCAGGGACAGCCGUUAUGGUGGUGGUCGUGAACGAUAUGGGCCUCCUGGUGAUCACUUUUCAGGUGGUAGACAUAGAGGUGGACCAGAGAAUUACGCACAUAAUGGAUACAGCAGGGAGAGAAGCUAUGAGAGGGAUGGGCCUCAUGUUGGUAGCUAUGAUAGAGAUGUGGCGCCAAGAGGUGGCAGUGGCUAUGAUAGAGAUGGAUCACGUGGUGGUGGAAGCGACAGAUAUGGGUCUGGUGGACCUGCUCGCUACAAUGGUGGAAGUUUCAGGGAAAGGUCAGGGCCUUAUGAUCGUCCUGGUAGGGGUGGACGUCCAUCAUCCUACGAUGUUCGCUAUUAAUGCUUCUGGUGGACUAGGUAAAUCAGGGUGGCAUGUGAAACAAUGCAGUUGUUUUGUUCAAGACUGAGAGACAUGUAAACUCCUCUCAUUAGGACACUGGAAUCUGUCUUUGCAAACUGUUGUUUAUGGAUGUUUGUGCUUCAUCUGCACUAGUUGUAGCCAGCAGUGUCUUUUAAUAUGAUUUCUAUCUGGAUCUUACUCUUUUCAGUGCAGACUCCAUCCUUAAGUUCUCAGGUUUCAGUUUCUUCAGUAUCAGAAUGUUAGUUGUGAUCAAGUUAAGCUGAGCUGAUAGAAUGUGAUGCCUAUCUCCAUCCUUCUGAAAUGCUAUUGCAAUUUGUUUCGACUGAUUGUAAAGUUUCUCUUCACUUUUGAUCAGGACAAUCUUCGAGUGAUGUAAGUUUAGUGGCUAUCUAAGAGGCUAUUAGUUCAAAUACCCUUCCUGCUGAUCAAUGCUGAGAAUGAAUUAGAUACCAGAUUAUGUUAUUAAUCCAGAUUGGUAUAUUGAUGCCUGACAGUACAGAUAUGCAGCUAAUUAAUACUUGUAAACAUGUCUGAUGCAGUGCUUUGUCUCAGGCAGCUGUACAUGAGAAAUGAGAAGAGCCACUCAUGCUUCUUUUCAUUCAUAGUUCAGUCGUUUUAAGGUGCUUCAGUUGUCUGUUUGUUAUCGACACUUUUCAGACAAAUGAAAGGAUUUAAGUGAGCUCCACGGUUACUAGUUUUGCUCAUGGCAGGAUUGCCCUUCGGGUUAUAUGAUGUUUGCAUAGAUGGGACUCCUGAGCUUUGUUUUGUGAGCUCGAUGGAAUUUAAUGGCCAUGUAGUCAGACAAGAUUCACCCAAUUGAUUUCAAAUAGGCGAGACUAAAGCGCUUAAUGGUUUUGAUUCUGCUGAGUAUUAGGAUUAGAGAGCAUUUACAAUUAACUGGUCUCUAGAUUCUUAGAGAGCAGUUUCUUGUUUUCAGUUCAUUGAAAAUGGUGAAAGAAGUAAACCAAAUGAUUAUUCCAAAAGUUUUUGUGCUGAAUGUACAUGUGAUCUGGAGAGGCGUUUUUAGUUUUAUUAAUCAUCAAUGAAACUUGUGAAGUUGAAAGAUAACAUGAGAUGCAUACAAUUGCAUGUUGCACAUGAUGUAAAAAUGCUUACUGUUGUAUUAGAUAAUAAUAUCACUUAUUAUUGAAGUUUUAUUUUA
Messenger RNA from Zingiber officinale, 4660 nucleotides. RefSeq names its product glycine-rich RNA-binding protein RZ1C-like. The transcript has 3 exons. Gene Ontology annotation, molecular function: RNA binding; zinc ion binding. Lineage: Eukaryota; Viridiplantae; Streptophyta; Magnoliopsida; Zingiberales; Zingiberaceae. Bases 2698 to 3477 code for a protein of 259 amino acids. The record is from RefSeq and is a predicted model, not a curated record.